Messenger RNA from Lepidothrix coronata (blue-crowned manakin), 2943 nucleotides. It is a transcript of the gene TMEM222, whose product is annotated as transmembrane protein 222. Bases 1 to 549 code for a protein of 182 amino acids. The record is from RefSeq and is a predicted model, not a curated record. The transcript is spliced from 6 exons. NCBI's taxonomy places the organism in Eukaryota, Metazoa, Chordata, Aves, Passeriformes, Pipridae.
AUGGCGGCGGCGGAGCCCGGCAUGAAGCAGUUCGGCGGCGGCGGCGGGGCCGCCCCGGAUGCCGAGCGCGGCCGCUUCCCCCACUGCGUGGUGUGGACCCCGAUCCCCGUCCUGACGUGGCUCUUCCCGAUCAUUGGCCACAUGGGGAUCUGCACAUCCACUGGAGUCAUCCGGGACUUCGCGGGGCCGUACUUUGUCUCCGAAGACAACAUGGCAUUUGGGAAACCAGUGAAGUACUGGAAGCUGGAUCCCAACAAAGUCUACGCCACUGGUCCCAACGCCUGGGACACGGCCGUGCACGAUGCCUCGGAGGAGUACAAGCACCGCAUGCACAACCUUUGCUGUGAUAACUGCCAUUCCCACGUGGCCCUGGCCUUAAACUUGAUGAGGUAUGAUAACAGCACCUCCUGGAACAUGGUGAAACUCUGCUUCUUCACACUCCUGUAUGGGAAAUACGUCAGCAUAGGGGGGUUUGUGAAGACCUGGCUGCCCUUUGUCCUGUUCCUGGGGGUGAUUGUGACCGUUGUUCUCACCCUGCACCUGCGGUGAUGGCAGCUCUGAACCCCCCAAUCCCUGAGCACACGAAGGAAGAAACUGUGACUGAUCCAGCGGGAUGGAGGCUUGGGACUCUGGGAGCCGUUUUCCAGGGAAGGUGGUGACCCCACUCCAUUGUAACAGCUCAUCUUUGUUUCCUGGAACUGCCUUCUUUUCCUCCUGUUUUUGUUCUGUCGAUGGUGUCUCCCAGUGUCAGGGGUCUGGAAGCUCCUGCUCUCUCCCUGCCUGCAGCUGGGGAGGUGGGAAUGGGAUCAAGAAAGGGAAGGGUUGGGCACCUUUGCUUUCAGUGCCAAGAAAAGCCACAAGGCAAACCUUGCCUCCUCCAGGAGCACAAGCACAUCCACCUUGUAAGGUUCUCUCUGACCACCUGCUUUCAUCCUCUUGGCAGAUUCCACCAGAUGCUCCCUCGGAUUCCCUGAGUCUCCAGUUAGGAGUUGUUUUCCCUGUUGCACGUCUCUCCAGUAGCACACAUUCCAAGUGGAGGUGUGGGGUUCUUCCCAGGGGGAUGGGGUGCCCCAGCACUCACUGUCUCCCUCCCUGGCAGUGGCAGGAAGGUGUUGAGGUGGGACACUCCUGAGGGACGCUCUGUGGCAGGGCCAGCUCCCCUGGUCCCGCUGGUGAGCCUGGAAAGGCAGGAAAGUCGAUGGGCUGGCUUGGGAAUGGCUCAUGGCAGUCUGCACCCCUUCAGGAGCCUGGUGCAGUGUUGAGAAUCAGCUGCUCGGGCCCUUUCAGCUUGUGCCAGAGAAAAUAGCGCUUCCCUGCUUCUCCCUGUGCUCUGAAUAGCUAAAUCUGUCCUUGCACUCCUCACAAGCCUCUCGUUUUCCUUUGAUCCCUGUCCUUUGUGUCUCCCAGGCGGCGGCAGGGACGUGUUUCUGGGGCAGAGGGCUGAGCGUGGGGUUUGGAGGCCUCUGUGAGAGCAGCACCUGAGCUUAGAGGGGCCACCAGAGAUGAGAAGAGGAGGUGAAGGGACUGGGAGAUGCCCAUCCUCUGGCUGGGCUUUGCAGCAGCAAACUGGGACACUGGCUUUUCUCCCUGGGCGGUGGUUCAGGGCUGGUUCAGCACCUUUGGUGUGCUUUGGAGGGCACACCUGGGGUACAGCUUUGCAGGGCUGGCUUUGGUGUGAGGCAGGCAGUGGUGGGGGGCUGAUGGCCCUGUUGAGCCCUGGGAGGGGCAGGAUGGGCUGUAGGGGGUGAGGUGGCUCCUGAGUGCCAGGCAGGAAGGCAGUUGGGGUGUGACCCAGCACCCCUUCCAUGUCAGGGUCUAUGUCUGCCGAGGCUCUGCCCUGCAGGUGCUGGUUUUGGAGGGCCCUGAGCCGGGUGGGUUCUUAAAAAACAAGCCUGGCUGAAGGCUUAUGUGCAGUUGAGCAGAUCCCUGCUGACUGCAGAGGGAGGAGAAGAGCUUUUUCCAGUCGGAAAACCAGCUCGUUACCCUGCUGCCUGAUGGAUUUCAAGCUCAAGGAGUGCCUGUGGCAGCAGGGAAGCUUUCCUGGACUCCCUGCAGUCUCUGACUGGGGAGCCCAUUCACUGCCACUCCCCUGGCUCUCAGACCCCUCCCCAUGUGCCUCCCUGCCCUCUCCCACCUCCCUGAUUCCUCCAGCCAUAUGGGAGGGUUGGAGCCUCCUCUUGGGCUUGUUUUUGUGUUUCCUUUUCCUCAGUCACUUAAAUCGCUCCUUAAGCCUCUCCCUUCUCCUUCAUGGUCUCUCUCUCGCUCUGUGCUGGCUUUCCUGGGGUGGGUGCCGACCUUGGCACCCUUCCCCAUCUCUCUGGAGCUCCAACAUGCCGGUGUCUGCUCUGUACAGUCCUUUCCCUCCUGUGUGGGGAGCAUGGGAUGGAGGGUGCUGGGCCUGGGGCUGCUCAGAAAGCCAAGAUCCCGAUCAGAGAGAGCCUUAGGAUGAAAGGAUGGUGUGUUCUGGAGCUCCCCUGCCUUUCCACCCGGUAGCCACAGGCCAGCGUGCCCCGGGGGGAUGGGAGAGAGGAAUCCUUUCCCUCUGUGUUUAUUUAAAGUGUGAUUCCUUGGAGUGACCGGCCCUGGGGCUGGAGCUGACCCGUCCUACGCAGCAGCAAUAACCUCGAGCCCCCUGGGCCCGGCCCACCCGUGUUUUAUCCAUGAGCUCUGCAAGAAUUGCCAAAGCUGAGACUUGGGGGUGUCUGGCAGCCCCGCUCCUGGGACUCCCAAAACCCCACUGUGAAAUCCCCUCCCGUUUGCUCCCGAUGCUUUUUGACCCGAGCAGGGUUUGGAAUGGCGAGGGCGAGCCCCCCGUCCCUCACAUCCUUUGUUCCCUUCAUCUCUGCGGGGCGCUGGAUUUCUUUGUAAAUAUUUAAACUCUGCUUCUGUGGUUUCAUAAUCCCGAUGGCAGGGAAAUAAACUGAUUUCUGUGGAUGUCUCCAA